Molecule: messenger RNA, 873 nt
Organism: Rotaria sp. Silwood2
Lineage: Eukaryota; Metazoa; Rotifera; Eurotatoria; Philodinida; Philodinidae
Source: the annotation of a GenBank genome assembly
AUGAUACAAUAUAGUCAUAUUCUACAAUUUUUUAUAUUAAUUUUACUUAGUAUCAUCAGAUCAACUCAUCAAACUGUUUAUACAUGUAGUGCAAGUGCAUCAUGUGGUUGUUCAAUGAAUUCUGCAAUAGUCAAUCGUAUUGUUGGUGGAGAAGCUGCGAGUUCAGGUACAUGGGGUUGGGCUGUCUCAAUCUCUAUUGCUGAUAGGUCUCUUUGUGGUGGAUCGAUUAUCUCAAGUUCAUGGGUUAUCACAGCAGCACACUGUGCAGAAGGUGUUUUAGCAUCCCAAUUUAUUGUCUAUGCUGGAUCAAAUACUCAAUGGUAUGGCACUCAAACUCGAAAUGUCUCAAGAAUUAUUUUACAUUCAGGAUACAACCCGGCAACUUAUGAGAAUGAUAUCGCUCUAUUGAAACUUGCCUCUCCAUUGAAUAUGAGUAAUCCUUAUGUGAGUUCAAUUUGUUUACCAUCAGUUAGUCAGACAACAUUAUCAGCUGGUGAAUGGCCAUCAGUUGGAACAAAUGUAAGUGUCUUCUCGUCUUCAAAAUUGAUCUGGAAUAUUUUUUAUUGGGUUGUAGCUGUUGGAUGGGGUAGAUUGAGUGAAGGGGGUUCAUUACCAUCAACACUUCAGCAAGUUACCAUGCAAACAGUAGACUACCGAGCAUCGACUUGUAAUCAAACGAUGACUGAUUGGCAUGUACAAUUUUGUGCUAGUGUACCAGGUGGUAGCAAAGAUACUUGUCAAGGUGAUUCAGGUGGUCCAUUGAUGAUGUUUAAUGAAAGUAAUCAAUGGGUAUUGGUCGGUCUGACGAGUAGUGGUAUUGGUUGUGCACGAGCUGCAUAUUCGGGAAUGUAUACACGAGUUGCUGCGUAUUAA